AUCAUAAAACUGUUUGUAAACAAAAUUUUCUUUACUGCGGGUUCGAGUAAAUGUCGAAUUUUGCUCGAUUUGGAUAUAUUUGUUAUAAAUCGGUUCACAUUUUGGGCAUAAGAAGUGUCUUUUGAUUGCACAUUUUUGGACCGUGAAAUGUUUUAAUGUUUUGUAUUUCGAGUUUUGAUUGAUCCCGUUGCUGCAGUUUGCUGUUUUCGGGCCGCUGCUGAACGGAGGUGAAUGUAGUCAGUCCCGAGGGCUCUGGAACACAGCCAACGGAGCAGUCGCCGCGAUGCUGCCCAGCAUGCCUCUGAUAUCGACCCCGUACAAGGACGGCGCCGGCGGCGCCGACCCGGGAGGGGGGGGCGACGGAGGAGGAGACAGGGGCGCCACUCCGGGCCCCUGCACCAAGAGGUGCUCCCCGCUGAAGCACGUCACCCCGAUCCUGAAGAAGUACUCGUGCCAGCGCAAAGUCAGGGGCGCCAAGCCGACGGCCGGAUCCCCCGACCAGGUGGCUGAGAAACCCGGUCUGCGCCCCAUUGCGCCGAAGCCCGUGGUGGUCGUGAUCACGUCACAGCCACUCGCCCCGGAGGGGAGCGACGCGGCGACGGCAGCUUGCAGCGUCCAGCAGGCGGCCGUGGUGGGGCUAUCCGCUGGUGCUGCGGUCGCUGCAGAGCCUGUCAAAACCAGUGAAGCCGACACAUCAACGGAAGGAAAGAAGGCUACGGACGAACAUUCUAAACCUGAAGUAAUGAAGGACAACGAGGAAGACAUGGCAGCGCUGAUGCACUCAGCGACAAACGUGUCUGCCUCGCCGCGCGCACGGCCGGCGCUGAGCAAGAAGAAGACGAAACAGCUGAACGACAUGGAAGCCACCCUGAACAUCUUGACGGAAGUGGAGGAUGCCGCGACGAGAGAGGAGAAGGCCUACAGGUUCGCCUACGCCUACUUCAUGAAGGUGAAGGAGCGGCUGGAGGGGCGGGAGGACGAGGCCUACCAGGGCUUCGUGCAGCUGGUGAGGGAGUUCGAGCGCGCCCAGUUCCCCGUGGCGGAGCUCUACGCCCGGGCCGUGCGUCUCCUGGGACGCCACGCGGACCUGGCCGGCGAGUUCCUGGCCUUCCUGCUGCCCGAGCAGGCGCUGCAGUGCGGCCGGCUCGUGGAGCACCUGCUGCUCACCAAGAUGCGCGACUUCUUCCGCAAGCUCGAGAGCUACUUCGCCAAGCAGCCACACCACUUGAAGAAGAUCCACUCCAGCCUGUCCAUGCUGAGCAACCAGGCCAACGUGACGGUGGGCGACGUGCAGAGCACCAUCCUGCCCCUGCUCAAGGGCAACACGUACCUCACGCACAGCUUCCUGGAGCUGCUCCCCCAGGAGUGUCCCCCCGACAGCAUGAUGACGGAGUUCGAGUCGGUGCAGUGCUGCGACGACGGCGAGAGCGAGGAGGAGCUGUUCGAGACGGUGGACGUUCCGGACCGCGCCGACGACCCGUACGGCGGCGGCAACUGCUGCUGCCCGUGCCACGACUCGGGCGACGAGAAGUACCGCGCGCGCGUCCUCCACUGCAUCCCCUGCGGCACCAGGUUCAUCCAUGGCAGAGUGUUUGUGGAGACCGGGAAAGGUUUGAGGCAAGCAAAGAUUAUAUUCUCGGGGAGCGACGGCAAAGCAAACAUCGAGAGGCUGACCGCGACGAAAGCGCUGCAGCGCAAGGGCAAGCGACGCAGGACGUGCAGCCACGUCAGGAAGAACGCGUCCCCCUCGAAGCAGACCUCGGCGGUCGCCAGGACGAGCGGGGAGGACGGCUCCGCGGAGAACCCGGGCGGGCAGGCCGCGUCGGGGGCCUCGCUGCCGGCGCUGGCCCGGUCGAGGGCGCGGACCACGAUAGUGUCCCAGAAGGCAAGGGAAGCGAGCGUGAGCGUCGCCCCCUCGGGCCCGCCCGCGGGGAGGAAGGACUCGAAGCAAAGCCCGGGCGAGCUGGGCAGGCAGGUGGCGUCCGUCCGGCUGUGCCGUGUGCUGAGCUCCGUGUGCAGCUACACCAUCGUGCCAGGUUCCGGGAGCGGCACGAGAGCGAGCGCGUCGCCGGCACGGACCAAGGGAAAGACGGCCGUCAGGGCCCGUCCCGGCGCGACGGCCGCGGGCUUCAGGGCGUCGGCGGCAGCCGCAAGACAGGUCGCCGGGCUUCUCAAACCCCAGCAGCAGCAGCGGCAGAAGAAGUCGGCAGACUCUGCGAGCCGCCUGCCGGCUUCCAGUCCCGACGCCAGUAAACCACUCGCAGCAGAUUGCAAUCUGGAUGCGGCACGCAGCAUGGAAACGGUCGGUAGGAAAAAGAGACCCGCGAACGACGUUGACGCCGAAACGUCGGAGACCGAAGACGGCGUGCAGGUCCGCAAGUCGGCCAAGCGUGCCCACGAUCAAGCGGCGUCCGAGAAGACAGAUGCACAGAGCCACAAGAACUACGUGACUGCCGGCCGAGGAAAUAUUAACGCUCCAGAAGUUUUGGCUGAAAAUGUUGUGGCAGAAGUAGGAGGGAAAGAAACAACGGAAAAGGAAGUGGGAGAAAAUAUAGAGUUGCAGGACUGUGAAGAGCCUAAGUCAGGAGAAAAUGAACAUCUAGUGAGAGUAAUCAGUGAUGAACUGAAACAUGACGAAGACGCAGAGUGUGCGAGAGAAGCAGUGGGAGCAAAUGACCAGCGUACAGGUGAAGAAGCUGUUGCAGCAAUCGGAGAUGUGGUUGAAGUAGCAGUUCCUGAUGAGCACGUGACAAGAAGUGACGUGAAGACUUGUUUAGUGCCCCUAGAGUUUGUGCCGGCAACUGACGGGUAUAAAUGUGAGAAAGAUACAAAACAGUGUCAGGAAGCACAAGGGGGAGGGGUGAAAAAACAUCAAAAUUGUGUGGAAAACCAUGACGAAGGUUUAACCGUGGUGGAAAUGAGUUGCGAUCCAAAAUGUGGAGAUAGCACGGAAACUGUGAAUCAAUGUGAGAUGGUGAAAAUGACUGAGCACAAAGACACAAUAAUGGACUUUGGGAAAUCUCAAGAAGACUGUAAAAGUAACAAAGUUACACGACAAAUAGGCGUAGAAGAAAGAAUAUUAAUGGAUGUAAGUGAUGAAUGUAAAUCUGAAGAAGAUUUAGAGAGGCAUAAAGUAGUACAAUUGGUGAUGAAGAGGGAGAGAAUAUUCGACAGUGAUGUCUCCUUGAAAUCUAAGAGAAGCAGACUAACACAUGAUGAUGAUGAUGACAAUUCAGAGAAAUUUGCUACAGAAGUAUUGGAGAUGAACAUUGAAUCUGAUAACGAAAAUGGAACACAAAAUAUCCAUGAGGUUGUUGAAGAGAUUGUCAGUGUUUCAGAAGAGUUGGAUGUGAGAAAAAGGAAGAAUUCAGAAGAGUUGGAUGUGAGAAAAAGAAGCAAGACUGAGGAUGAUGUGGGUGGGUGCGAAGAAAUAAAAUUGAAUGACAUGAGUUUAGAGGAAAAUUUAGACUCUGAUGAAAUUUUAGUAGACAUGAGUGAUGAAAAUAAAUGUGAAGACUCAAUGGAAACAAAUAAAACUGGGGUGUCGGUGUCUGGUAUCAAUGGUGAGGAUAAGCAUGAAGAAGUUGUGUUGAGUGAAGAAUACAAAUGUGAGGAUGGUGUAAAUAAAUGUGGAUUAGAUGUAGAGACAAGCAUUGAGCCAAAGUGUGGUAAUGUAGCUGUAGUAAUAGACAUAGGUGAUGAGUUCAGGUGUGAGGAUGAUGAAGACAAAUGUGAAGAAAUGGUGGUUGGUGGCAUUGAUAGUGAAGAGAAGUGCAAUGAAAUCACAUUGAAUGUGAGUGAAGAGUACAAAUGUGAGGAUGGUGUGAAUAGAUAUGAAAAUACAUAUGUGGAAACGGGCAUUGCCCAGCAAAGUGACAGAGAAAUAGCAACAGACGUUGGAAUUGAACAUGAGGGUGAUUUAGAUGAACACGAAGAAAGAGAAAUUAUCGACGGGAACAGUGAACAGAAUUAUGAUGACUUGGUGAUGUCAUUGACAAAUACUAGUUGUGAUAAAUGUGAGGACAAUGCAAAACAAUGUGAAGAAGAAACUUUGGAAGGUGAGCAGGUGUGCGGUGACGAAAACAAAGCAUCAGCAGAUGAGCGAAGAGGUGAGAAUGCUGCACUGAAGUGUGAAGAAAUCGAGGUAGUCGAGAUGAACAUUGAACAAGAAGUGGGCGAAGAUAAUGUGAACCCGCUUCCUUGGACAAGAGAUGAGGAUAAAGUCAUCCUUGAAACAUUUCAGUUAUGUUCCAGCAUGGACCGUGCAUUUGACAGCAUCAGCGAGCAGCUACCAACUCGCACGACUGAAGAGAUCCGUGUCAGGUUUCAGACCCUCAUGAACCUGCUCCAGCAGUUGACUGGGAGUUCAGUGAACGAAGGUGCCGGCGGCAGCUCUGGUUGAUUGCCCCAGCGCGACGAUGAGUGGAAGUGAAUCCAAGCCUGUUGUCCAUUCGUGCGCGCUCGAAUUAAUUGAAACUGGGCUAUGCAAAUUUUUUUUUUUAAAGUUGAAACUCAGAUUUAUUUAUAGCAAGUUUUAAAUGGUACACAGCUGUUAAAGAUGAGUACCUGAACUGUGUGUGUGUGUGUGUGUGUGAUUGGAGAGAUUUUCAAAAUAAAUAUUUUUUUUUUUGUUCUGUCUA
Bacillus rossius redtenbacheri is the source of this 4640-nucleotide messenger RNA. RefSeq lists its product as uncharacterized. NCBI's taxonomy places the organism in Eukaryota, Metazoa, Arthropoda, Insecta, Phasmatodea, Bacillidae. The transcript has 10 exons. The coding region runs from base 284 to 4402 and encodes 1372 amino acids. Gene Ontology annotation, biological process: regulation of DNA-templated transcription. Gene Ontology annotation, molecular function: transcription coregulator activity. The record is from RefSeq and is a predicted model, not a curated record. Gene Ontology annotation, cellular component: nucleus.